Molecule: messenger RNA, 2445 nt
Organism: Seriola dumerili (greater amberjack)
Lineage: Eukaryota; Metazoa; Chordata; Actinopteri; Carangiformes; Carangidae
Gene: urgcp
Product: upregulator of cell proliferation
Exons: 1
Coding region: 1-2445 (814 amino acids)
Molecular function (GO): GTP binding
Source: RefSeq, a predicted model, not a curated record
AUGGGACUUGAAGACCAGUACGACAACAAGCUCACACUUAGCACUGUCCUAGAGAUCAGUCAGAAUGAUACAUCAGAGAACAAACUUGAAACUGCAAAGUCACUUCCUGGGGCUUUUUUAAGGAGACUUAUGAUGUUGAACGCAAAUGCUAGAAGUGUCAAAUGUGUGUCCUGCGAUGUGGACACAGACAAGAGCAAUGCCAUCAACCCCCUGGACCUGAUAACUGCAUUGCUUCUCUGUUCGGACAGCUUUCUUCAGCAGGAUAUAGUUCUGAAAAUGGCGCUCUGCCAGUUUGCCGUCCCUCUCUUGCUGCCCAACAGUGAAACAAGAGAAAUCACAAUGAUGCUGUGGUCCAUGCGCGACAUUGUGCGAACCUUCAGACCGUCCCUGCAGGCAUUCAGAAAGUUAAACUGUGAGGAAAGAAUUGUGCACUCUGAUAUUCCUCUGGUGUCGUUCGUCAGGCUGGGGAGGACAAGCCUCUCCAAGUCUCUGAUCUUGAACAAACUGCUAAGUAACACUACGCAGUACCACAACAGCACAUUUUAUCAUCGGGACAUGGUGUGUGGUGAAGUCCCCAGGAGGAUUUCAGGUGGGCUAGUUGAAAUCAGCUGGUAUCUCCCGUGUGGGAACAGGAGCGUUGACAAAUUCAUCGAGCCACUGGCUGUUGCAAACCUCAGAGGAGAUAUCAGGGCUUUUGACGAGCAGUUUUCAUUCCUCUGUGAGACAUCUGCAGCUGUUUACAUCUUCUGUGAUGAAUCAGAAAUGGAUUACUUCAAGCGUCUGGAAGGAAAAGAUGUGAAAGCAAAUGUCUUUUUGAUCAGCAGUGUACUGGGGAAAUCCUUUACACUCAAAAGGAUGAUAAAGGAGCCACGAUUGAAGAUAGCUAAUGUUAGCCAGAAGAAAAAGACCGAUAUGGAGCUGAUAAAAGCCCUCCAGGAAUCAAUCUCCAAGAUGCUAGAAAACUACCAAAACAUAGUGUCGGUCGCAAAUCAGGCCAACAGAGCUCGCUGGUGUGGGAUCCUGGUUGAUGAGGACAGCGAUGAAUGCCAGAGCGCAUGGAAAGAUGUGGACAAAAUCACCAAAUGCAUCACUGACACGUCUGAAUUCAAAGACAAACAACUGCCUCUCCGGGGACACAUCUGGAAAGCGCUUUCGUGGCUGGAAACAGAGUGCUGGAGAAUGCGGAAAGCUGGCAACCAGAACACUGAAGUCUACCGCAAGUCUUUGCAAGCAAAAGAAAAAGAGCUGAAAAAGAAGCAGCAAAGAUUUGAGAUUACAACUGCAAUGUUAAACUUCCUUCAUGGGGUAGUCACCUCAGAAGUGCAGCGCUACUAUUUUCUCAAAUGGCUGGAAAUGGAACUGGACGAUCUGUCCCGGCAGCAGGUGUCAUCUCUGCAGGAUCGAUACAAAGAGCUACUCCAGAAAUCUCCCCAAGAUGCUGAAAAAAUUGCGGAGAUUGACAAGCAAAUUUCUGUUUGUUCUUUACGUCUGGAGCACUUUUUUGGAGAGUGUGGGCGGCUGUAUGAGUGCACGAGUUACAUGCCAGAGUACAGCCGUCAGAGAAAAACCAGAGAACAACUCCCUGCACUGUAUGCUCAGAUGCUGCUGGAUGGUUUCCCUCUUGAGCUUGUUGAUGGAGAUGCAGCAAACAUCCAGAUGAAAUGGAUCACUGAUGUACUCACUGAGCUUCACUACAGUAUGCAAUCCAACAGCAAACUCAAGGUCGUUACGAUCAUCGGAGCUGAAAACUCAGGAAAAUCGACUCUGCUCAACACCAUGUUUGGAGUCAGGUUCGCUGUCAGCAAAGGAACAUGCACCAGGGGGGCGUUCAUCCAGCUGAUCAAUGUCAACAAAGACAUGAGGAAGGAAAUGGGUUGUGACUGCAUCAUGGUCAUUGACACCGAGGGACUGAAACCAGAUCAGAUGGUUCAAGACGAUCACAGCCAUGAACGUGACAAGGAAGUAGCGAGCCUCUGUGUGGCGCUCAGUGAUGCCACAAUCGUCACCGUUUCCAGGGACAACUCCAGAGAGAAAGACAUCUUAGAGUUGGUGCUUCAUGCUUUCGCAAGGUUGAAGGAUGUGGGCAAGAAGCCGCUGUGUCAUUUUGUACAUGCUAACAUGUCUGACAUGCCUGUUGUAGAGAGGAGGAGGAGAGAUAAAGAGUUGAUGGAGCAGCUCAGUGAACUGAUCAGGAAGGACGCUGGGAUGAGGAAGGCCGACAUCACAAAGGUCUCGGAUGUGAUGGAGUUUGACCCGGACACUUGCAGCUGGUACAUUCCUCCACUUUGGCAUGGGACUCCACCCAUGGCUCAUUUUAGUGUUGACUACAGUGAGACUGCGCACGCUUUGAAAAAGCGACUGAUAGGCGACCUUGCAAAGUGCAAGGAAAGAGGCGAUCUGACGCAUUUUGUCAGAAGGGUAGAAAACUUCUGGAAGGCUGUGUGA